Molecule: messenger RNA, 4254 nt
Organism: Clarias gariepinus (North African catfish)
Lineage: Eukaryota; Metazoa; Chordata; Actinopteri; Siluriformes; Clariidae
Product: zinc finger protein 239-like
Exons: 2
Coding region: 161-1249 (362 amino acids)
Source: RefSeq, a predicted model, not a curated record
UCGCGCUGCUUCUGCCUGCGGUUUGACAGCGAGGGGUUAAUCCGAUCGGGUUAUAAAUAACAAUAACAACAACAACAACAAUAACAACAAUAAUAAUAAUAAUAAGAAGAAGAACAUCUGGAGGGGAGGAAUCCAUAAAUCCAGAGAGAUAAAGAACAACAUGAUGCCCAUGAGUGACUCUGAUAAAGACCUAACAACGUCUGGCCCUAUGAUCAGUCAAGAGGAACUGCAGACGGCUCUUCAUCACUGCUCAGUGUGUGGAAAGACUUUUAGUCAAGUGAGCGAUCUCAUAGGACAUCAGCUUCUUCACAUUGAAGACGAGGCACAGCACUGCUCACAGGGCAGUUUGAGUUUUACCCAACAGAGUGGAUCACAGCAACAAAUCCAACCAGGUGAGAAACCGUUUAUCUGCUUAGAGUGCGGAAGAAGGUUUACUCACAAGAGCACCCUGAAAACACACCAACGCAUCCAUACCGGAGAGAAGCCAUAUCACUGCUUGCAGUGUGGAAAGGGUUUCGCCGACUUAAGUAAUUUCCAAAGACACCUCCAGAUUCACGCGGGAGAGAAGUCGUUUCACUGCUCGGAAUGUAACAAGAGUUUUAAUCGGGAAAGUGCUCUCCAACAACACCAGCGCAUUCACACCGGAGACAAACCGUAUCACUGUGCACUGUGUGGGAAGACUUUCAACCACAACCGGUCUCUCCAGAGUCAUCAGAGUAUUCACCGAGGAGAGAAGCCGUAUUCCUGCUCGCACUGCGGGAAGAGCUUUAAUCGGGAGAGUAACUUCCAAACGCAUCAGCGCAUCCACACCGGAGAGAAACCGUACAGCUGCUCACACUGUGGAAAGAGUUUCACUCACCGGAGUGGUCUCAAAACACACCAGCGCAUUCACACAGGAGAAAGGCCGUACCGCUGUUCAGAGUGCGGGAAGAGUUUCAUUCAAAAGGCGAUACUCCAGUAUCACCAGCGCACACACACGGGAGAGAAGCCCUACAGCUGCUCACAUUGUGGAAAGUGUUUUAAUCAACAAAGUGCUCUUAAAGUGCACCAGCGUACCCACACAGGAGAAAGGCCGUAUCAGUGUUUGCAGUGCGGGAAGAGUUUCAAUCAGCAGGCUAUACUCCAGUCUCAUCAGCGUGUUCACACAGGAGAGAAGCCUUAUCGCUGCCUGGAGUGCGGGAAGAGUUUUACUCAGAAAAGUAGUCUUCAGAAACACCAGGCCAUUCACAUAAGAGAGAAGCUGGAAUAGUGCUGUGACAGUAACCGCACUUCUCCUGGUAUUCGAUCUCUAAUCGGAAUAAUACCAUCAUGUGACCACCUCAACCGGAACAGACUAAAUUAGAAUGAUGGGGGUGGUGUAAACCUUUGGUGGUAUGUUCAGUAGGAAAGUAUUAAUGAUCCAUUUCUCUUGGUGGAAAAUUGUCUGCAUGUUUGCCCUGUGUCGUGGUAGCAUUAAGUGACAUGAGUUUCUACAAGGGAAAUUUUUCUUCCAUUCCUGAUCGGUAAAUCUGUAAGAACAGCUCUUUCUCCCACCAGUCCUUACUUUGGAUUUUAAAACACUAUAUCUGUGGCAGGGGAAGAGCAAUUCAGGUGCAGCAAAGCUUCUAACCAGUCAUAGAUGCAACUUGUAGAAUCCGUUUACUGCCCAGUCAAAAGACAUUCAAAUAUUAUAUCAAACCGCUAAUAUUUUAUCAGAUAAAGAUUCUCAGUGGAGUUGAGGACUCUGUAGUGGCCAAUCGAUUUGUGAAAAUAAUGUCUCAAGCUCCCUAACCCCAUUCUUUCACAAUUUGGGCCAGAUUAAUCCUGGCAUUGGCAACUUGGAACAUGGCCGCGUCACCAGGGAAGAAAAAUUUCAUGUCAUCAGCUGACCUCAUUUUUUGGGGUACAUAACAUUGCCGGACCUAGACCUGACCAACUGAAGCAACCUCAGAUCAUAACACUGCCUCCACAAGCUUGUACUGUAGACACUAGGCAUGGUGGGUGUAUCGCAUCAUCCGCUUGUCUUCUUACCCUGAUGCCUUCAUCACUCUUUUCCAAAGCUCCACAGCCCACUCUUUAUGCUCCCUGAAGCCUUUAUCCCUCGAUUAGCCUCACUGAGAAGUUUUUUUUUAGAGAUUCACAGCUGUUUAUUCCCAAUCCCUUGAGUUCUCUUUACACUGUGGAAGGCUCUUACCUAUUUGCUUAGUUAAGUCUAGGACGUGACCUUUUUUUUUUUUUUUUGGCCGGGCAGUGUAUACUUCCAGCAGAUUAAAGACUUCACAGCAGACAGAAGAAUUUAAUAUUUCUAUUAUGAUUUAAUGCUUUGAGCAAGCAAAUAUAAAUCGUAUCAGAUCAGCAUCCAUGUAAACAGUUAAACUGGUAUCUGUAAUCAGAAUCAUUUAAUCAUAUUGAAGAAAUACUGUAUAGUCCUUGUAAAGAUUGAUUGAUUGAUUUUUAACAGCGAUUUACUUUUUGAAGUAGUUUUUAGAUGCAUAAAUGUACCAACACUGAGUAAAACUUUUGAAAAUUUAAGACACACCACAGAAAAAAAACCCGCAUAAUUUUGAAAAUGUAUUCUUUAGUUAAGGAAUUUUAUUUUGUAGGUGAGAUAUGUGCAAUUAUUUUUUUGCAAUGAGUAUGUAACUUAAAUACUUAAAAAAAAAUGUAUUGAUGUUUUUAAGUAAUUUCUGCUGAAAGUGUUAGUGGAACUGGGAAUGGAAUUCUAAUAUUCGAAAGAAUACCAGGUUGGUACAGAAGCGAGGAAAUUAUGUUUAUUAGUCUGAGAAUAUCACACUUAACAUUAUACAUAAUAAUAAGAAAUCAUAGUAAGAGUUAUAAGUGAUAAGUGUCAGGUACGAGAGAUGAUUUAACAUUUAUUCAUGUAGCAUAAUUCUUGAAUUUGAAUAUGUGACUUGAUUUUCUAUACUGACAUGGCUUUGACAAUUAUUCUAGCCAUUACAAAAUAGUUUUAAAUGAAAUGGCUGUGAAACAGACCGUGUGGAUCUAUGAAGUAAUGCUCCUUCCUCAGAAUGAAACUCUCCCCUGUAGCAGGCGAGGAAGCGCACAUUCCCAGCUCCGGACAUUAAAACCAGGAAACGACCCAGUAGAACACGUUAACCUGUCAGCUAAAAUAAAUAAUCUGGGUGCUCCAGUGUCUCUUAAAAUCACACCAGGUGGAACAGCACCCUGUGAACUAGCGCUCUUGUUCUACACGAAAGGCUGAUAGCAUUUGUCUAAUUCGGACACACAGAAUCCGCAAUAGAUGCGCCUUUAGCCUUUGAAAUGUUUUAAUCACAUGGUCCUCUGCUGCAUUGAUGUCCAUGCAGAUGUAUGAUGUAUUUAUUUAUUUAUUUUUUUCAAAUGUUCUAAUUUUAUGGUCUGCUAAUGAAGGUUAUGAAUGAAGAAGAGUUGAGCUCAUGAUCGAAGCAGCUGCUUUCAUCUCUGCUCUUACAGCAGUGUCAUUAUUCAUUAAGCUAGUUUUGGAGAGUCGACGAGUUAUUCAGCAUAAUUUCUAAAAAGGUCCUGCACGCACAUGGUCAGCCAUAAUAUUAUGAGCACCUGCCUCAUAUCCAGUACAUCCCCCUUUUUUGAUACUAAAACAAUGAUGCACUGUGUGUUAUGACUCCUUUCUAUCGAAACCAACAACACGUAGCUCUUUUAUUGGAUCAGGUCAGCUGUUGCUCCCUACGUUCAUCAGUGAACCUUGGCCGCCCAUGACCCUGGCAUCACUUCACCGGUUCUCCUUUCUUGAAUAACUCUUGUUAUGUCCUGACCCCUGCAGACCAGGAACAUCCUACAAGAGCUGCAGUUGAGUUGCUUUGACGCAGUUGUCUAGACAGACGUCACAAUCUGGCGCUUGUUAAAGUGGAUCAAAUCCUUACACUUGCCCAUUUUUUUUCUGCUUCCAACACAUCAACUUCAGGGACAAAAAGCUCACUUGUUGCCUAAUAUAUCCCACUCACUUCCAGGUACUGUUGUAACGAGAUAAUGUAACUGCAGCUACUGUGACAAAUGCCAAAUUGUGACGUUUAGACAACAGGAUCAGAGCUUCUCUAAAACUACAACGCUUGUGAGAUAUUCCCAGUCUGCAGUGGUCAGGACAUACCCAAAGUGCUCCCAGUAAGCCAAUGAACUGGUGACAGGGUCAUGGGUGGCCAAGACAGCUUUUCAUUGACUUUAACGAUGGUAACACUAUUAUGCUAAAAUGACUGAAGUUGCACAUAUAAAUCAGCAUUAUAAAACAUACAUAUAAUAAAAGCAAUUCUAACUUAAAAA